This is a messenger RNA of Dermacentor albipictus, 902 nucleotides long. Lineage: Eukaryota; Metazoa; Arthropoda; Arachnida; Ixodida; Ixodidae. The record is from RefSeq and is a predicted model, not a curated record.
UUACAAAAGGAGAAAUUCCUCAUGAUCUCUUCCUAAGCCGGUCAACUGCGGAAGGAUUAAGGGUGACGCUCAAAUCUGCUCAUGAGCUGUCAAUCUUCCUGUUGAAAAAGUGCGAUUUCAGGUAUGUCCUGACCGGAAAAAUGAAUCAGGACCCGUUGGAAUGUUUUUUUGGUGUGAUUCGACAAGCGGGUGGCCAAAACGAACAUCCAACUUUCCCAACGUUCUUGCAACUGUACCGUAUGCUGUCGCUUUACUCCCUCCUGAAGCCACCGCGGUUUGGUAACUGUUCAGCUUCCGAGAAAGAACAGUACGGCGUUGUGACCUUGGCUGACUUAAAGAACGCAUAUAACAGCUCGGCAUCGAAGGAACUGAACAAGCUGGACCAGCUGAAAGAGCGGCUCGACGGCCUAAUCGACGAAGGGAGCUGGGAGUGCGAUGAAGUGUUUGAGUAUGAUAAUAACGAUGCAAGUGUUGUUGAGUGUAUAAUUUAUUAUGUUACAGGGUUUGUAUCCAGGAAAAUUUUCAAUCAGACCUCCUGCACUACGUGCAAGAAAGCACUGGAGGGUCAGAAAGGCUCGUCAAAGGUGCCCGAAGCUGAGCUUGUUAAUUGCAAAACAAGGGGCAGACUCACGCAUCCUAACAUGCACCUCUAUCGGCUUUUCAUGGAAGCUGAAGAACAUUUCUCUAAAUACGCAAAUCUGGGAGAUGCCUACGACAAAACAAUUGAUGCUGUACUAGAGAAGUUCACUUUCACUUUCCCUUGUACUAUCCACAGGGAGGACAUUCUCGCCAAGCUACUCCAUUAUUAUAUAAGCCUUCGUAUGCGUCAAUACUGCCGUCAGUUGAAGCGCAAGCACGUUGAAAAAGGCCAGGACUUGCGUAAAAUGUCCAAACUUGUGUGA